This is a messenger RNA of Tympanuchus pallidicinctus (lesser prairie-chicken), 801 nucleotides long. RefSeq names its product heat shock transcription factor, Y-linked-like. The transcript is spliced from 2 exons. Lineage: Eukaryota; Metazoa; Chordata; Aves; Galliformes; Phasianidae. Gene Ontology annotation, biological process: regulation of DNA-templated transcription. The record is from RefSeq and is a predicted model, not a curated record. Bases 104 to 676 code for a protein of 190 amino acids. Gene Ontology annotation, molecular function: DNA-binding transcription factor activity; sequence-specific DNA binding.
GCUGCCAUUGCGCUCCAUCCUGCUGCUGGCAGGACGACCCUGGUUGGCCGGGGAGACCGCUGCGGACAGAAAUUUCUGUCAGCGCAAACAGUUGAUAGUUAAGAUGGAGACAUCUUCAUCAGAAACUCCUGGAGUUUCUGUUCCAAAUGCUGGCUCGGCAGACCCGGCUUCUUCUGUCCCGCAAAGACGGGGUAAAAGAACAGCUCGGGAUGCUGCCUUAGGACCGACACGAGAAGAAGACACUUCUCAGGGUUCACAGGAGCAAUCCUGUGCCAAAAGACAACGGCUUGAUCUUUCCACCAAGGGCUCCUGCAAAGCCCAUGACUCGGCCUGCUGCUUUCUAACAAAGCUCCGUAACAUUGUGGACAGCGACUGCUUCCAGUCCAUCUGGUGGGGCGACGAUGAGAACACCAUUGUGAUUGAGGAAACCCUCUUCAAAACAGAAGUGCUGGGAAGGACAGGACCUCUACACAACCUCAGCAUCGGCUGCAUGAAAGCCUUCGUUCGCCAGCUCCACCUGCACGGCUUCUUCAUUGUGGACAGCGAUUUGCCCACAGCUGCCUCUCGGGCAAAAUGCCCAGCAGGCGCAGCCGCGUCUGUUUGCAGUGAGGUACGCAGUCCCCCUGCCCAUAGGACACCUCUCAGGACAGGUGCAUUGGUGGCCGGUCCCACCUGAGGGGGUUGCAAGCUGGUGGUAUUUGGGUUUCCAAACCCGCUUUCCUGCUUUGACAAUCCUAAAAUUUCUGACUAUUACUUAAUGUAGCUUUGUCUUUUGCCAUCUGGAAACGGUGGCAUCUAACU